UCGAACCAAAUCAAAUGAGUCGAUGUCACGUGCUCCUCACCCUUUCCCCCAAUUAUAUCCUCGACCGCCGCUCCUAAAAACCCUACUCUCAGACGCUCGAGUCGCAAUCGAAUCCCAGGGUUCCCAUCAAAUUCUCAAUCGAUCAGCAUGACUCGUGUUUACGUCGGUAACUUGGAUUCACGAGUGACCGAGAGGGAACUUGAAGAUGAGUUUCGAGUAUUUGGAGUUUUGCAAAGCGUAUGGGUAGCCAGAAGGCCUCCAGGCUAUGCUUUCAUUGACUUUGACGACCGCAGAGAUGCUCUUGAUGCAAUCCGUGAUGUGGAUGGUAAGCAUGGAUGGAGAGUGGAGCUUUCUCAUAACUCGAGAGGCAGUGAUGGUGGUGGUCGUGGAGGUAGGAGUGGUCGGGACCGUUAUGGGGGUGGUUCUGACCUCAAAUGCUAUGAGUGUGGUGAGCCAGGUCACUUUGCUCGGGAAUGUCGUUUGCGCAUUGGUCCUGGUGGAUUAGGCAGCGGAAGGCGUCGCAGUCCAAGUCCUAGAUACCGCAGGAGUCCUAGCUAUGGUCGAAGGAGCUACAGUCCUCAUGAUCGUUCUCCGCGGCGUCGCAGUUUGACCCCCCCACGUGGACGCAGCUAUAGCAGGUCUCCACCAUACCAACGUGGUGGCCGUGACAUAUCACCAUAUGCCAAUGGGGAUAGGCGCCGUAGCAGGAGCUGAGUAACUGUUUUAAUACUAGUGUAUGAUCCAUAUGAAGG
Asparagus officinalis (garden asparagus) is the source of this 752-nucleotide messenger RNA. RefSeq names its product serine/arginine-rich splicing factor RSZ21A-like. Gene Ontology annotation, biological process: mRNA splicing, via spliceosome. The record is from RefSeq and is a predicted model, not a curated record. Lineage: Eukaryota; Viridiplantae; Streptophyta; Magnoliopsida; Asparagales; Asparagaceae. Bases 148 to 714 code for a protein of 188 amino acids. The transcript has 6 exons. Gene Ontology annotation, cellular component: nuclear speck. Gene Ontology annotation, molecular function: zinc ion binding; RNA binding.